Messenger RNA from Sphaerulina musiva SO2202, 3556 nucleotides. Its product is annotated as SET domain-containing protein. The coding region runs from base 1675 to 3231 and encodes 518 amino acids. Gene Ontology annotation, molecular function: protein binding. The transcript has 4 exons. The record is from RefSeq and is a predicted model, not a curated record. NCBI's taxonomy places the organism in Eukaryota, Fungi, Ascomycota, Dothideomycetes, Mycosphaerellales, Mycosphaerellaceae.
GAACUAUCGACGCACACGCUGUUCCGAUGAAGCUCGAUACAAGCGCAUUGCGCUACCUCACAAGUGACGAUUGGCGCGUAUUGGCUGCAUUCGAACAAGGCAGCAAAAAUCAUGAAGUAGUGCCAACACCUCUGAUUCAAUCUAUCUCUGGCCUCAGAGGAGGCAGCGGUAUCCACAAAAACAUCUCGAAUUUAGCGAAAGUCGGGCUCAUCGCGAAAGUGAAAAACGCAAGAUAUGACGGCUAUCGGCUCACAUACGGGGGACUCGACUAUCUCGCACUCAAUGCUCACCGUAGAUCCAACACAAUCUUCUCACUCGGCAACCAGAUUGGUGUCGGCAAAGAGUCAGACAUCUACAUCACAGCAUCACCCGAAGGCCGCCAACAAGUUCUCAAGCUCCAUCGUCUAGGUCGGAUCUCAUUUCGCACAGUCAAGGCCAAUCGCGAUUAUCUACGGAAAUCUGGACCCUCUGGCACAGGCGACUGGAAGUAUCUCUCCCGUCUCGCAGCUCACAAGGAGUAUGAAUUCAUGCGAGUACUCCACAGAGAAGGGUUCCCGAUACCAGAACCACUGGCCUGGAGCCGUCACACAGUAGUUAUGGAGUUCAUCGAUUCAUUUCCCCUGCGCAUGGUCGAUGAAGUCGGAGACCCUGGCACGCUGUAUGCCGAGCUGAUGGAUUUGAUCGUCCGACUUGCGCAACGGGGAUUAAUACAUGGCGAUUUCAACGAAUUCAACAUUCUGAUCAAGGAGAAGCCGAGAGCAGAUGGCUCUGUCCAAGUCAUCCCCAUCCUGAUUGACUUUCCGCAGACGGUGAGUACGAAUCACGCGAAUGCUCAAUACUACUUCGAUCGGGAUGUGGCUUGCGUCAAGAGAUACUUUGAGCGAAGAUUCAAGUAUACAAGUGAUGCCAAGGGACCCACCUUCAAGGAAGCCCUGAAGGGCGCUGAUCCCGAGAGGCGGCUAGAUGUCGAAGUCGAAGCUAGCGGCUUUUCGAAGAAGAUGAUGAAGGAGAGCGAAAGGUUUCUAGACGGGACUCAAGCUGAACCAGUCGUUGACGCCGAGGACGAGGACGAGGACGAGGACGAGGACCACGAAGCAGGAGAAGAGGAUGAACGAGAUGAUUUGGGCGAGCAGGAGGCCGAAAGAGAGGCAGAGGAGAGGCCAGAUGCGCAGACUGGAAACCCAGGACUCGCUGAGGGGCUUGAGAGUCUGUCUGUUGAUGAUAGUGCAAGGAUGAAGAUGCGCACCAUGGCAGAUUUUGGCCUUCAGCCAAUAGAGUUGCCACAAGAGCCCGACGUGAUCGCUGAAAAGUUGCAUACGAAGAAGAAGGUGACUGGAUGGGCGAUCUGAACAGGCGCUUCCUCUCUUGUGGGUCAAAGCGGCAUGGGCAUACCGGUCUGUUGAUAGAAGAAACGACCUCGUUGGUAAGGUAGUGGAAAGCUGGGGCGCGAGGACUUCGUCCGUUGAUCUGUAGUUCGACAACAUGGCCGCGCAAGUGACACAGCCCUGUCGUUGUCAGUAUCUUCCACCGGUUGCCGGCAUUUCGCGCUAAGAAUUACUUCUUCACCAUCUGCACUUGAAUACAGCCGUCGCCAAACAACAACUACCACACCUGCAGCACAAGAGCGCACUCACUGGCAGCUUCAUUCCGUGGUCAUUCAAGGAUAUCAGCAUCAUGGACAACGCCGUCGCCGAUUGCAGUAACACGCUGAGGCACGUUCUCUUCUUCCUCGUCGAGAAAAACGAGCAGAAGCAGGACGAGGCUCCCUCUCCCACGGACUCGACUACAUCAAAUGAAAGCGCAUUGACCGCAGCCACACAGAGCAGCCGCAGGUCCAAUGUCGUUCAGGUUCCCGCCCAGAGCACUCGCGCAUCGAGCCCAGCGUCGCAGCACCAGACCGACAGCGGUGCUUCCAAACCUAUCUCGCCACUCAAGGCUGACGUGCCGGCCUUCGUACCAAUGAAGACAGUUGCGGCCCCUGUGUUCGAGCAGCGCACAAUCGCUGGCAAGGGUUUCGGGCUCUUCGCCUGUCGCGACCUGCCUCAGGGCACCCGCAUCGUUCGCGAGAAACCACUGCUGGAGAUUUCGCAGAACAACCUCGACCUCGCAUACCACAAUUACUUGCGCCUCACAGAGGAGCAGAAAGCCGCAUUUGAUGCGUUGCAGUGCUACUUGCCCUCAAACGUCGACGCCGAGCAAGCCGCCAGAGUGUGCGCACUCCGAGUCGAAAUCAGCGAGGAUGACUUGCCAGGCUACAUUUCCGAGCAUGCCCGUGUCAUGGGCAUUUUUGCGUGCAACGAUUUUCAACUCGCCGACGGCCAUCUCGGUGUGUUCACCAUCGCCUCGCGCUUCAACCACUCUUGUGUGCCAAAUGUCCACCAUACCUACAACCCAUCUUUGCAUGCCGAGACCAUGCACACGAUUCACAAAAUUAAAGCUGGCGAGGAGCUGUUGGUCAACUACUUAGGACCCCAAGCAACAUACGAUAUGCGUAACACUCGCAUCGCGCAACUUCGCCUCCACUACAAUUUCACUUGCCAGUGCAUCGCGUGCACCGACGCGACUGGAAGUUCGGACCUGAGACGCGAACUACUUGGCGGAAUCUUCCAUGGUCUGAAUGAAUUUUCUGCUGGCACUCCACCGGACCAGCGGUUCGUUCCAGACUCGCCACAAAUGGCUCUUACCCACGCGGAAGAUGGCAUCCGUAUCCUGAUGGAUGAGAACCUUCUGACCGUUGAACUGACCAAGGCCUACCGCGUUGCCUCUACCCUUAGCCUCGCCAUCUACGACUACGACAGAGCGCUCGAGUAUGCCUUCAACGAAGAAGAGAUCGAGCGCAACAUCCUUGGUUUGGAGGUAGAUGAUCUUGAGCGCAUUGGUGCAGCAGCUAAGCAGUGGACCGAGGAAGUAUACCUCACUGCUUGUGGCUCUGGACACAACUUCAAGGCCCACUUCUUGCGCCAGUUCACAGACUGGAAGCAGCUUAAGGUUGAGAAGAUGGAGGCGAAGCGCAUUGCUAGGGGUUCCAUGAAGUACCAGACGCUCAACAAGAAGAAGAGCAAUUACCACAAGCGGGACAAAAAGAAGAAGCAUGAGCGCUCUCCACUGAAGCAGGAUCACUCUCCGACGAAUCAGGGUCUCUUCUCGCCGAAGCAGGGCUCUUCACGUAAGCGCGUUGCUGGUGAGGAUUCCACGCCUCCACCGACCACCGGCGAGAAUCAGUGGACUUAGCGGUUGCUUGCAUGACGGCCUUUUUCGACGGUAUGCGGCAUGUACUGAAAGUUGGCAUUUUCGAUAGAAGAGCUUGAAAACGGUUUGCUUUUUUUUGUCGCCGACGAAAUGCGUCCACGGGCCUGCAAAAGGCAGUGGUUUUGGAGGCGGAUGAAGUUGAGGGAGCAACAUUUUCGAUAGAAGAGCUUGGGACCGGUUUGCUCUUCUUUGUCGCCGAUGCAAUGCGUCCACGGGCCUAUGAAAGGCAAUGGUAAUGGAGGCGAAAUGAAGUUGGGGAAACAGCAGCGUGCUUCUCGGCGUGUAUGAGUACCUCAUGGCAAUAACA